Molecule: messenger RNA, 4605 nt
Organism: Rhinocladiella mackenziei CBS 650.93
Lineage: Eukaryota; Fungi; Ascomycota; Eurotiomycetes; Chaetothyriales; Herpotrichiellaceae
Product: glycogen debranching enzyme
Exons: 1
Coding region: 1-4605 (1534 amino acids)
Biological process (GO): glycogen catabolic process
Molecular function (GO): 4-alpha-glucanotransferase activity; amylo-alpha-1,6-glucosidase activity
Source: RefSeq, a predicted model, not a curated record
AUGCCUCACAAAACCCAUCAGAACUCUCGCCGGGUUUAUCUGCUGCCUCUCACUGAUGCCGGUGCUCCAGAUGUUCCCAACGAGUACAUCUAUCUGCCCGUCCCUACCGAGCCAGCAUACUUUCUACGAUUUGCCAUUGAAGGGACAAGCUCAAUAUGCCGUCAAGGUAGUCUAUGGGUCAACAUUCCUGAGCCGGGUCAGUCUUUUGAUCGCAAUCGCUUUCGGGAAUACAAGCUCUAUCCCGGCUUCAAUCGGACUCUCGAGAUUGAUAUUCCUAUCACCUCCGCUGGGGCAUUUUCUUUCUACACGACGUACACUCCUCUACCAGAAUUUUCCACGUCUGACGUUAGAACACCUGAGCCCACUCGUACUCCCACUUACUAUGUCGACAUCGAGCCGAAGUUGUGUUUGGCGGGCUCCAACUUACCAUUGGACGCCUUGGGGAUUUUCUCAGUCGUGUCCAAAUUCAUGGGCAAAUACCCGGAGGACUGGCACAAGCAUUUAAGAGGGAUCAGUGCGAGAGGUUACAAUAUGGUGCAUUUUACGCCGCUGCAACAACGGGGCGAGUCCGACUCCCCCUACAGCUUGUUCGAUCAAUUGGCUUUUGACCCUGAGCUCUUUCCGGGUGGAGAGAAGGACGUUGCACACAUGAUCAAAUCCAUGGAGGAAGAACACGAGUUGUUGGCCCUCACGGAUGUCGUCUUCAAUCAUACCGCGAACAACAGCAGAUGGCUGGAGGAACAUCCAGAAGCAGGCUACAGUGUCGAGACUGCCCCUUGGCUGGAAUCUGCUCUUGUUCUUGACAAUGCACUUCUCGACUACAGUGAUAAGCUCGAGUCACUUGGUUUGCCUACUGUCUUCAACUACGUCAGUGACUUGGAGAGAUCUGUAGCAGGAAUCAAGGAGCACGUUAUCGACAAGAUCCGUUUAUGGGAGUAUUUUGUAUGUGAUGUCAAAUCUGAUACGCAGGCGGUGAUCGACGCAUGGAAGCAAGGCUCCACCAAAUUACCCCCGGGAGGAUUUGAUGACACGAUCGGUGGCGGACUUGACUCUCUGAAAUCAUGGUCCCUUUACCAGAAAGCCGCCUUCCUCAAAGAAAAGGGACUACUCAAUGGCCUUCGUAUUGACGGCCGAUACUCACGAAAGGUCAACCCCGCUAUUGGGUCGGCCAUGGUGACGGCCUUGCACGGACGCUAUGAGGAUGGGACAGACACUCAACCGGUGGAAGACGCCGUGAAAGCAAUUUUGGACGAGCUCAACCUCCCCUUUUAUCGCGAGUUCGAUGCCGAUGCGGCAGCGAUUCUGGAUCAGGUCAAAGGCAGAUUGCUCUAUACCAGAUUGGACCCUCACGGUCCAAGACUGGGGCCCAUCACCCGGGAAUACCCACUCAUCGAAACUUAUUUUGCUCGGCUACCUCUGAACGAAACGACCAAGAAACAUAAUCCAGAAGCACUGUCACUUGCAGUCAACGGGUGGAUCUGGGCUGCCGACGCCAUGAAAGACAAUGCAGGGCCAGAUUGGCGACCUUAUCUCAGACGAGAACUGAUUCCCUGGAGCGACUGUGUCAAACUGAGGUAUGGCAAAGGACCAGAGGACAACCCUUAUUUGUGGGAACAUAUGACCCAAUAUGUCCGACUCAUGGCCAAAUACUUCACGGCCUUCCGAAUUGACAAUUGUCAUUCCACUCCAAUUCACGUGGCUGAAUAUCUACUGGACGAAGCUAGAAAAGUACAACCCAAUCUGGCUGUCUUCGCAGAAUUAUUUACGGGCAAUGAACAGACUGACUUUGUCUUUGUGAAGCGUCUUGGAUUGAGUGCGUUGAUUCGCGAGGCUAUGCAAGCUUGGAGUACGCAAGAACUAAGUCGGGUUGUCCAUCGACAUUGUGGUCGACCCAUUGGCAGUUUCGAAAUCAAUGUGCCUCGGCGGUCAGGGCAGAAGUUCGCCAACAAUCUGGUCAAUGGAAGUGGUCCGAAAACGAGAGAAGUCGUCAAACAUAUCAGAGAAAGUCCAGUGCAUGCUCUGUUCAUGGACUGCACCCACGACAACGAAAUGCCAGCUCAAAAACGAGAUGCCCGGGACACACUACCUACGGCCGCUCUGGUCAACAUGUGUGCUUGUGCCACAGGCAGUGUUAUGGGUUUUGAUGAAAUUUACCCAAAGCUGGUCGAAAUCGUUCACGAAAACCGCACCUACACGUCAGCCAGCUCUGAAGGAGGAGUUCAGACUGGCGCUGAUGAAGGAGGAAUCGCCAGCGUCAAAAAGCUGAUGAACCAGAUUCACACCAUGAUGGGCAAGAACGGUUACGACGAAACAUUUCUCCACCAUGAAGGCGAACUUAUCACUCUUCACCGUGUUCAUCCGGACUCCCGUCAGGGAUAUUUCCUAAUUGCUCACACUGCUUUCCCUGGUUCAGGAAAUGGUAACGGUGGUCUGAGUCCUGUUCACUUGGCUGGCACCAAAGUGCGCCCUCUUGGCGCGUGGGUUCUUGAAGUAGAUCAAAGCGACGAAGCAAAGAAAGCGGCAUUGAAUGAUGAGGAACGCCUCGUCGGCUUACCCGCUCGAGUCAGGAGUAUCAAGGGGGCCACCAUCACGUCCGACAAUGGUGACACUACUAUCACCAUUGCUGAUUUCUUCCCCCCCGGAUCAAUUGCACUUUUUGAAACGUGGGUUCCUUCUGCCGAACAUUCUCUGGGCCUGGGUACCUUCAUCGCAAGUGGCACAGAGCAAGCCUUCGGCGAACUGGACCUCAUCGAUCUCAAUUUUGUUCUGUAUCGAUGUGAGGCUGAGGAACGUGAUUCAAGUGAUGGCCAAGAUGGCGCGUACAGUAUUCCCGGCUAUGGGCCUCUGGUGUACGCAGGUCUUCAAGGCUGGUGGAGUGUGAUUGAGCCUAUUGUCAGGCGGAACGAUCUGGCGCACCCUCUUUGCAGCCAUCUUCGCGAGGGACAAUGGGCAUUGGAUUUCAUUGUUGGGCGAAUGGAGAGGAUUUCAAAACGCGAAGGAUAUUCCAGGCUGCAUAAACCGGCUCAGUGGUUGAAGGAACGAUUCGAUGCUGUCCGUAUCGUUCCCAGUUUUCUCUUACCGCGCUAUUUCGCAUUGAUCGUUCAGAUCGCGUACGACGCUGCAUUCAAGCGGGGGAUCGAAUUAAUGAGUCCAAAUAUUCGGCAUGGUCAGGACUUCUUGCAAAGUUUGGCCAUGGUAAGCAUACAGCAAACAGGAUAUGUCAAGUCUGCUUCGUUGUGGCCACACGAGAUCGUACCGUCACUCGCUGCCGGAUUGCCUCAUUUCUCAGUUUCUUGGGCUCGCUGUUGGGGCCGCGAUGUUUUUAUCUCCUUGCGGGGCUUGUUUUUGUGUACUGGCCGAUUUGAAGAAGCCAAAGAGCACAUCAAAGCCUUCGGCAGUGUUCUGAAGCACGGUUUGAUUCCGAAUCUCCUCAGCAGCGGCGCGGCUCCCAGAUAUAAUUCGCGAGAUUCUCCAUGGUUUUUCCUCCAGAAUAUUCAAGACUAUACGAAGAUUGCCUCUGAUGGACUAUCAAUUCUCCAGGAAAAAGUUCCUCGUCGUUUCCUCCCAUAUGACGAUACUUGGUUUCCUCACGAUGACCCUCGGGCGUACUCGCAAGAGUCCACCAUUGAGGACAUCAUCCAAGAAAUCUUUCAACGUCAUGCGUCCGGUUUGUCCUUCCGAGAACACAACGCUGGCCCUAGCUUAGACAUUCAAAUGAAGCCUGAAGGAUUCCAGAUUGAUGUUCGUGUCGAUUGGAAGACAGGAAUUAUUUUCGGCGGCAGUCAAUAUAAUUGUGGCACGUGGAUGGACAAAAUGGGAGAAAGUGAACGGGCUGGCAGCAAAGGAGUGCCCGGUACGCCUCGAGACGGUGCUGCCGUUGAAAUUACUGGACUUUCAUACAGUGCGAUGAAAUGGGUUUCCGAGCUCCACCAGGCUGGCAAGUAUAGAUACUCUGGGGUGACAACGGAUCAAGGGGAUGAAAUUUCCUUUGCGGAAUGGGCAGCCCGCAUCAAGGCAAACUUCGAAAGAUGUUAUUGGAUCCCGGUGGAUCCCAAAGACGAUGUUGAGGAUGAUGUCGACCCGAAGAUUAUCAACCGUCGUGGUAUCUACAAAGAUUUGUACCGAUCUGGCAAGCAAUACGAGGACUACCAACUUCGACCCAAUUUCCCUAUUGCCAUGACAGUGGCACCGGAUUUGUUUACACCUGAGAGAGCAUUACUGGCAUUGAAGAUGGCGGAUGAUAUCCUUCGUGGACCUACCGGAAUGGCGACGCUUGAUCCAUCAGAUUUGAAUUACCGGCCUUACUACAACAAUUCAGAAGAUUCAACCGACUAUGCGACAUCCAAAGGGCGAAACUAUCAUCAAGGACCGGAGUGGUUGUGGCCGACAGGAUUCUUUUUGCGAGCAUUCCUCAUGUUUGACCUCAAGCGACGGACCACGUCGGCGGAUCGAUUGGAAUCAUUCCAACAAGUGACUCAACGUUUGGCUGGAUGUAAGAACGUGAUCAAGGAUAGUCCGUGGAAGGGAUUGACAGAGUUGACCAACAAAGAUGGGUCAUUCUGUGCGGAUUCGGUAUGUUCAUCAAUCAAAACUGAGAUGAAUUGA